AUGUCUGUAUUUAAUCAAUUUAAAAAGUUAUUUGGUAGUGGUUCAUUUCUUGGUCACUCUGAAGAAGCGCAAAGCAUAAAGAUAAGACAAGAUAAAAAUAUUAAAAAAUCAGAAGCAUCUGUUUAUAAAGGAUUAGAACAAUACACAUUAUUACACAAAUUGGGAGAAGGAGCCUUUUCUAAGGUAUAUGAAGCAAUUGAUAAUAGAACAAGCCAGCAUGUAGCAAUAAAAAUAGUUAGAAAAUUCGAACUAAAUCAGAUUAAGAAAGCAAACGUCUUGAAAGAAGUUCAAAUUAUGCGUACAUUAAAUCAUUCUUCAAUUGUGAAGCUACUUAGUUUUAUUGAAACCAAAAAUUAUUAUUUCUUAGUUUUAGAAUUAAUGAAUGGUGGAGAAGUAUUUCAUCAAAUCGUUCAUUUAACUUAUUUUAGUGAAGAACUUGCUAGACAUUGCAUAAGACAAGUAGCUGAAGGUAUUCGAUAUCUUCAUGAAGAAAGAGGUGUUGUUCAUAGAGAUAUUAAGCCUGAAAAUAUUUUAUUUGAACCAAUACCAUUUAUGGAACGAAGGAUCCCGACUACACGAUGGCAACAAAAUGAAGAUGAAUCAAAGGAAGAUGAAGGUGACUUCGUACCUGGUCUUGGAGGGGGUUGUAUUGGGAAAGUAAAGAUAGCUGAUUUUGGCUUAUCAAAAGUGAUUUGGGAUAAACAUACAAUGACUCCGUGUGGUACAGUUGGAUAUACUGCACCUGAAAUAGUAAAGGAUGAACGAUACUCAAAGUCUGUUGAUAUGUGGGCUUUGGGUUGUGUACUCUAUACUAUGCUCUGCGGAUUUCCUCCGUUUUAUGACGAAAACAUUGCUACACUAACUCGGAAAGUUGCAAAAGGAAAAUAUAGUUUCCUAAGCCCCUGGUGGGAUCAUAUCUCUAUCGAUGCUAAGCAUCUUGUUCAAAACUUACUGGUAAUUAAUCCAAAAAAGAGAUAUACAAUAAAUCAAUUUUUAGCUCAUCCAUGGAUGUUGAAACAGGAUAAACUGAGUACUCCUAUUUCUAUUGUUAAAAGUGACAUUGCAUCAUCGUAUACUAUCCCUAAUAUAAAAAGAGAAGAUAAUUAUAGUAUAAGAGCUGAAAAUAUAAAAAAUGAACCUUGUGAUAAUAACACUCCAUAUUUGCUAAAGAUAUCAAAUCCUGCAACGACUUCUGUGGCAGUUGAAACAAUUUCAAUAGCUCCAUCAUUACCUAGGGACAUACCACCUCAAUCUUCAAAAAAAAGAAAAGAACUUUUUCUAUCUGGAAUUACUACAAUGAAGGAGAUGUUUGAUGUAUCUUAUGCAGUACACAGGCUGGAGGAAGAAGGAGUAAAACAUAAAGAGAAUAAAAAUUCAGUUCAACAGCAAACAUUUGAGAGUCAUUAUCGCAUGUAUCCAUUUCGUGAUCCACUAUCACUUGUUUCAGAUAGUGAUAGUGAUGAAGAAAAUAUCGAUAAGUUUGUAUCCUUCCUUUCUCUGUCAGUUAAUGCCAAUAAAGCUAAAAAAAAGGAUAAUUACCACCGACAAACUGGAUCCUCAUUAAAUAAAACAACGGGCAGUAACUUAUUAACUAAACAGCUAUUAAUGAACAUGAAAGCCGAUAAUUUACCCGUCAUCAGCCAACAAGUAACGCCAUCAUUUGAUUUAAAUAUGAAUAAUGCUACUUUACUUGAGAGGAGAAAAAACUCACUGCUUGUACGUCAAUCUGAAUAA
Messenger RNA from Cokeromyces recurvatus, 1734 nucleotides. Its product is annotated as kinase-like domain-containing protein. NCBI's taxonomy places the organism in Eukaryota, Fungi, Mucoromycota, Mucoromycetes, Mucorales, Mucoraceae. The record is from RefSeq and is a predicted model, not a curated record. Gene Ontology annotation, biological process: protein phosphorylation. The transcript has 5 exons. The coding region runs from base 1 to 1734 and encodes 577 amino acids. Gene Ontology annotation, molecular function: ATP binding; protein kinase activity.